Molecule: messenger RNA, 1569 nt
Organism: Phanerochaete carnosa HHB-10118-sp
Lineage: Eukaryota; Fungi; Basidiomycota; Agaricomycetes; Polyporales; Phanerochaetaceae
Exons: 4
Coding region: 25-1494 (489 amino acids)
Cellular component (GO): cytoplasm
Molecular function (GO): sphingomyelin phosphodiesterase activity
Source: RefSeq, a predicted model, not a curated record
CUUCCCACUCGUCCAUCGACGACCAUGUCUAGGUCUUCCGACGACCGCCUCCGCGUAUUCACGCUGAACUGCUGGGGUCUAAAGUAUGUUUCGAGUAACCGGCGGGAGCGGGUCGAGGCCAUAGCGCAGGUCCUUGCGGGCUCGGACUAUGACAUUAUAGCACUGCAAGAGCUUUGGGUGUUCGCUGACUAUGAGCACGUACGAGAGACUGUCUCAAAGAAGCUUCCGUACUCGAAGUUCUUCUAUAGCGGUGCUCUGGGAGCUGGACUCGCUAUAUUCUCACGCUUUCCCAUACUAGCUGCGACCAUCCAUCCGUAUUCUCUGAAUGGAUCGCCCAUUGAUGUCCUGGCUGGCGACUGGUUCGUCGGCAAGGCCGCUGCGAGCGUCCUUAUUGUUCACCCCGUCCUCGGACAAACGCAAAUAUUCAACACGCAUCUCUUUGCUAUGGGCGGUGACGAAGGCCCAGACCAUUUCAAGGCUCACCGUCUCGUGAACGCCUGGGAGUUUGCCAAGCUCGCCCGUCAAGCGGCAGAAGUCGGGCGGUAUGUCAUUGCCACAGGUGACUUCAACAGCGUGCCCACAGCACCGCCAAUGGCCAUUAUCCGCGAGCAUGCUCAACUUAACGACGCGUGGACAGACUCGCACAAACACGUCCGAGCGCCCUCAGGUGUUAUCCCGUCGCCCAUUGAUGCCAUUCACAUGUACGGUGUAACCGCGGACUCGCCGCUCAACUCAUACUCAGCGGGAAAGCCUCUAGAGUCUUACGCACGCAAGUACCAGGGCAAACGGCUAGACUAUAUUUUAUACAGGGGGCCUAGCAGACCUCCGGCCAGCGACCGUACACCCCGAUUGCACUGCCUCGACACUAAGGUCGCGUUCACAGAAGACGUCCCCGGGACCAACUACUCAUACUCAGAUCACUUUGGCGUGGAGGCGACGUUCGAGAUUACUCUUCCUGGUGCCGAUGUGACGGACCCGGAACAGACUCAUAUACCAGCCCCAGCUAACAUGCAUGUCACUACCGCCCCAACUACGGUCGACCCCCUUCUGGAGACCGUGCAGACCGCACAGUCAUUUGUCCUCCCUUCGAUGUCAAACCCGAAUCCCAUUCCCCGGUCGACUCUGUCCCCAGAGUCCAUCACUUCGACAUUACGAUCUCUCACAGCCCGGUACCGCUAUGCCGUUUCCCGCGCUCGCUACCACCUUUCAAUUUUCAUUGGCUGCAUCGCCCUUCUACUUGUGCUUACCACCAGCUCUGCCUGGGUGCCCAACUCGUGGAUUUCCCCGAUUUACAUGCUGUUGACUAUCUUCCUGGCGUGGCUGGCAACGACCAUGCUGUACAUUGGUUUCAUAUAUGGGAAGUGGGAGGUCAAUGCUUUGACCAACAUCAUAGAAGAGCUGGAAAUAUACCGGGCGAGCCUAGAUGAUAGGCAAGGUGGGGGGACGGGGCAGUGGCAUGGUCAUCAGCUAGAUAGACAGAUUUUGGCGCGAUAGAAGUUUGGGUUGGUUUAUAAUGCUCACGUUGUACUCUAUCAUCUGGACAUCAUUUGGACAUUGUGCUACUCCCUC